AUGAUACCGACACCUGUUUCUAAAAAAAUAAGAAGUCGAUUGAGCCUGUCCGUUCAGAAAAAACCUCACUUUUUAUUUCGGCAAAAUUUAUUACUCGAAAAAAAAGACAAAUGGGAAGCUAAACUAAGGAAAGGGCAUCCUGAGUUUGCUACGCAAUUUGAUAUUUUAAAUAGGCAGGUUACAGGAUUUCGAAAAUAUAAACCCCCUCUCGUGAAAAAAGAGGAAAUAAAAAAAAAUUAUGAUAUAACGAAUUUUCACGAAGUAAAAUCAAAAUUUCGUUUUGAAAUUAACGGGAUAUUUGAAGAUGGCGGAUCUGUUUUUUGUGAUGAGUUGUACAGGACAGCUAAGCGAAUGUUCUUAGUUGGAUGGAUAAAAUGUAGAAAGAGAUUUGUCAUGGGGCAUUUUCAAGGAGAUUCAUAUUCUAUUUCGUACAUGAGGCAUUGGUUUGAUAUAUAUCAUUCAGAGUUUAACAAAAUUAAUAAUUUGAAAAUAUUCGAUGAAAACCAUGGAAUCCCUAAAUUUGAUUACUACAAUAUUACAAUAGUGAAAGAUUAUAGAAGCCCAGCGAAGAAAAAAAUGCACCUCAUUCAGAGCCAAGAAUAUUUAAAAACAAAAGCAUUAUUCAACUUAAAAUGA
Molecule: messenger RNA, 636 nt
Organism: Plasmodium vinckei vinckei
Lineage: Eukaryota; Apicomplexa; Aconoidasida; Haemosporida; Plasmodiidae
Product: conserved Plasmodium protein, unknown function
Exons: 6
Coding region: 1-636 (211 amino acids)
Source: RefSeq, a predicted model, not a curated record